Messenger RNA from Neogale vison (American mink), 3155 nucleotides. RefSeq names its product zinc finger protein 420-like. The record is from RefSeq and is a predicted model, not a curated record. Gene Ontology annotation, molecular function: DNA-binding transcription factor activity; RNA polymerase II cis-regulatory region sequence-specific DNA binding. NCBI's taxonomy places the organism in Eukaryota, Metazoa, Chordata, Mammalia, Carnivora, Mustelidae. Gene Ontology annotation, biological process: regulation of transcription by RNA polymerase II.
GCCCAGUGAUUCUAGAAGCAUCAGAAUCUGUUCUGAGGAAGAACGCCAAAGGACCAAGUGAAAAAAGAAAUGGCCAGUUCUCAGGGACAGCUGACCUUCAGGGAUGUGGCCAUAGAAUUCUCCAAGGAGGAGUGGGGACGCCUGACCCACACUCAGCGGCAACUGUACAGGGAUGUGAUGUUGGAGAACUACGGACACCUUCUCUUCCUGGGUCUCAUUGUGUCAAAGCCUGAUUUGGUCUCCUUUUUGGAGCAAAAGAAGGACCCUUGGGAUGUGACGAGAAAGAAGACAGUGGUCUUUGAUCCAGAAUCUCUCCUGAAGACAAACACCAAAGGAGGAAGUGAGGAAGAAAUGGCCCAUUCUCAGGGACAGCUGGCCUUCAGGGAUGUGGCCAUUGAAUUCUCCGAGGAGGAGUGGGGAUGCCUGACCCACACUCAGCGGCAACUGUACAGGGACGUGAUGUUGGAGAACUAUAGACACCUGCUCUUCUUGGGUCUCAUUGUGUCAAAGCCUGAUUUGGUUUCCUUUUUGGAGCAAAAGAAGGAUCCUUGGGAUAUGAUGAGAAAGACGACAGUGGUCUUUGAUCCAGCUGUAUCUUCACAGGGCUUCCUGCCAGAGCCAUGCAAAGAAGCUUCAUUUCAAGAUGUAUCCAUGGGUCGAUAUAAACAUAGCGUCCUUGAGAAGUUACACCUAAUAAUAGACUGGGAUAAUGAUUGUAAAGGAUAUAUCGAAAUUGAGACUACUGCCCAUAAUAGUGAAAGAUACAAAAUACUUUGUAAAACCUUCCUUUUUAAGUCCAUUAGUUCUGCAAGGCAGGGUGUUUCUGUCAGCAGGAGCUCCCCUCAAACACUCAAACGUCCAUAUUUAUCGAUGGAGAAUGUGGAACAUCUGGAAAGUUACCGAGCCUGUGCUGAACAUAACGAUUUGAACAAUUUUGAAAAUAGGAUUGGAUUGACCUUUCAUUCAAAUAUUUCUAAACUUCAGAGAUUUCAAUGUAGAGAAACAACUGCUAAGUGGGAUCCAUUUGAGAGGUCCUUCACUAAAGACUCAACCCUUCCAAAUUCCCAGAGCAUUUUCAAUGGAGAGGGAAUUGCUCAAAGCAGUGAAUCUGAGAAAAAAAUCCAUCAAGGCUCAAAUGUUAAGAAACAUCUGAGGACUCAUUUUGCAGAGAACCAUUUCAAACUUAAUAAACGUGGGGAAGUCUUUUCUCAAAGAUCCAUCCUUCUGUCUAACAGUAUGCAUGUAAGGGAUUGGCCGAAUGAAUGUGAAAGAGAUUUUAAGCAGUGCUCCAGUUUUAGUGAUCAUCCAAAAAUUUAUAUGGGAAAAAACCCAUCCAGACAUAAGAAGCCUGGGAACACGUUUAGUCAGUCAUUGGGGACACAUAUACAUAAGACAAUCUGUAGUGGAGAGAAACCUUACAAAAGUAAAGAAUACAGCACAGACUUUAAAUUGCCAUCAACCCUUAUUCAACAUCACAGAAUUCAUACUGGAGAGAAACCUUACCGAUGUCAAGAAUGUGGGAAGGCCUUUAAGCACAGGUCAAGUCUUACUCACCAUCACAGAAUUCAUAGUGGAGGGAAACCUUACCAAUGUCAAGAAUGUGGCAAGGCCUUUAACCGCAGCACAAGUUUUAUUCAACAUCACAGAAUUCAUACUGGAGAGAAACCUUACCAAUGUCAAGAAUGUGGGAAGUCCUUUAACCAGUCUUCACACCUUACUCAGCAUCAGAGAAUUCAUACUGGAGAGAAACCUUACCAAUGUCAAGAAUGUGGCAAGGCCUUUAACUACAGCUCAAGUCUUACUCGACAUCACAGAAUUCAUACUGGAGAGAAGCCUUACCAAUGUCAAGAAUGUGGCAAGUCCUUUAGCAGUUCUUCACACCUUACUCAACAUCACAGCAUUCACACUGGAGAGAAACCUUUCCAAUGUCAAGAAUGUGGCAAGGCCUUUAACCGGAUAUCACGCCUUACUGAACAUCACAGAAUUCAUACUGGAGAGAAACCUUACCAAUGUGUAGAAUGUAGCAAGGCCUUUAAUGGGGAAUCCAACCUUACUCGACAUCACAGAAUUCAUACUGGUGAGAAACCUUACAAAUGUGAAGAAUGUGGCAAGGCCUUUAGGCAGCAUUCAAAACUUACUCAACAUUACAGAAUUCAUACUGGAGAGAAACCUUACAAAUGUGAAGAAUGUGGCAAGGCCUUUAGGCAGCAGUCAAACCUUCUUGAACAUGGCAGAAUUCAUUUUAGAGAGAAACCUUACAAAUGUAAAGGGUGUGGGAAGGCCUUUAUCCAUCAGUCAGGCCUUACUAAACAUUACAGAGUUCAUACUGGAGAGAAACCUUAGAAAUAUGUAGAAUGUGGCAAGGCCUUUAACCGGAUGUCACACCUUCCUGAACAUCACAGAAUUCAUACUGGAGAGAAACCUUACAAAUGUGAAGAAUGUGGCAAGGCCUUUAGGUGGCAGUCAAACCUUAUUGAACAUCACACAAUGCAUUUUAGAGAGAAACGUUACAAAUGUAAAGAGUGUGGGAAGGUCUUUAAGCAGUGCUCAGUCCUUAUUCACCAUCACAGAAUUCAUACUUGAGAGAACACUUACAAAUAUAAAGAAUGUAGGAAGGUCUUCAGGCAGCUCUCAGCCAUUACUCACCAUCACGGAAUUCAUACUAGAGAGAAAACUUACAAAUGUAAAGACUGUGGCAAGGACUUUAGCAGACAUUCAAGCCGUAGUCAACACCACAAAAUCCAUACUGGAGAGAAGCCUUACAAAUGUAAAGAAAGUGGCAAGGCAUUGAAGAGGGAAUCCAGCCUUAUUCGACACCACAGAAUUCAUACUGAAGAGAAACGUUAUAAUUGUGAAGAAUGUGGCAAGGCCUUUAUGUUCCAUUCAGGCCUUACUCACCAUCAGAGAAUUCCUGGUAAGAAACAUUACAAAUGUCAAGUAUGUGGCAAGGCCUUUAAGUGGCAUGCAUCCCUUUGUGUACAUCACUUAAGUCAUACUGGAGUGAAACCUUAGAAAUGUAAAGAAUGUGGCCAGGGCUAUAUCCAGCAGUCACACCUUACAGAACAUCACAGAAUUCCUACUGGAACUAAUCCUAACAAAUUUGAAGACUCAGAGAAUUUGGGAGUACUGCUGAACUCUUUUUUUUUUUUUUUAAA